Molecule: messenger RNA, 704 nt
Organism: Protopolystoma xenopodis
Lineage: Eukaryota; Metazoa; Platyhelminthes; Monogenea; Polystomatidea; Polystomatidae
Source: the annotation of a GenBank genome assembly
GAUUCCUAGUUCAAGAGGGAUCAAACCAACUAGGAUUGGCUAAUGAACGGCGUCGUAUCAGUUUGCGCCAGGGCACUUUUAACGACAAUACCCCUUUAAAUCAACCAACCGCAACUAACAACUAUGCUCCGUUCACUACCACAACAUUUAGCCACAGCCAAGAAUACGGAUUAUUGCCGAAUUCUGGCUCCAAAGAUGCAGUUUCUAGACAAAGGGCAAGUUCACCACCAUGCCGUCAUUGUGGAAACAGAUUAGAGUUGCCAGGUAAGCCUCAACUACGCCGAGCUAAUACCGAAGAAGGGGUUGGCUUUGCAACACCCGCCUCUCAAGGAGGAGGCAUCUCAAGCAAAACUUCUCUGAGAAAUAGUGAGACAAACAGAAGUGGAUAUACAAACUCAAAACAGCUGACUCGGACUAUUGCCAGUCAUCGACCGCCAUUGCUACCGUUGCAAAUGCCUUCACAAGCACCACCUCCGUUGCCACUUCCAAGACAUCCAGAUAGACCUGGUAGCCCCAUAGGGGCGGCGCUAUCUCGCGAGGCUUUAGAUGCCGACGUACCUGAUAUGGUGGUCUAUCGACUUCAAGUAAUAGGUACAGAUGGAGUAGGAAAAACAUCGGUUUGUCAACGCUUAGAAUCCUUAGACAACGUGAACCAUGACUUACGUAAGCUAUUCAAUUUGAUCAGAUGUAAAGCACUUCAUUAA